AACGCGAUUUCGAACGUCGUCGUUAUUGCCGUAUCUGGCGAGCUGGACAAACAAGGGUGCAAUACUCAAUUUCUUGUUUAGCCGUAAUCGCGCCUCACCUAGGCAAUGGUAUUGAUCGAAAACUGAUAUCGCUAUAUCGUCCGAAGGUUAUCUCUGGGCGUUUGACGAUCCGCGAUAAGUUUCGCUGCGCCCUUUACUCUCCGAAAUGCAGAUAUUCCAUAGACGGGUUUCCAGCCGCACGCAAAAAUGUUCGGGAACGGAGUCACUCGCUCGUUAUUCUUCAUCAGCGUCAUUUCAAUCGUACACAAUGGAAAUUCUCUGGAAUGUUACGUCUGCACGUCGCUCGAGGACUCGGCGUGCACUUCGUCCUUAUCUGGCCUAACACCGACUACCUGUUCCUCAUCGGGGGCUUCCGGUUUGACCACGACAAUCGUCACCGAAAACUCGAGCACGGCAUCGAUCACCGCGGAAACAACGACCUCCUCGGAUACUGAGACCACAGUGACGACGGAUGCUACUUCCGGUUCAUCGACGGACACCACCUUGGCAAAUUCGACGCUGAAACCAACGACGUUGGUAACGAAAACGGAGGAUUCGGUCUCGACGAUUUCGGAGACAACAACCCGCUCCUCUAUCUCAACAACCGUUUCCACUUCGUUAGAUACAAACACAACCGUGGAAUCAACGUCAAGUGCAUCUAACGAGAGCACUUUAACGGGAACGACGGCAACUUUGAGCGCGACGUUGUUGACGGUGGAUGGAAACGCCAGUGGAUUACUGGAGUCGGGAAAAGGCGUGCAAGUUGUACGAGUGCUCAGAGAUACUGAGGAAAGUUUUGCUUGCUACACGCUGACGGUGGUUGUAAACGAGACAGAAGUGAUCGACCGAGGCUGCGUGGCGAAGGAUUCGACGGCCUGCGACAUCUUGCAGGAAGCUAAUUAUCCCAGCCUGAGUUUGUCAAGUUGCGAAACUUGCACCGAAGACGGUUGCAAUUCUUCCGGGAAUAAUUUGUCCGGAAUUUCAUCAGCGUUUGUAUUGUUAAUCAUGUUAGUAUUUACGAGAUAACCUGCUCAUUAUCUUUCAGAGCAUUUCAAUACCUUUCAGUUUAAUUUGUUCUGGCCAAAUUUUGGGAAUUAAGUUUCUCAAUUCAAAGUUACUUUCAGAGGAGUACAAAUUAUCACAUAAUAUCGUUAGUAUAAUUAAGUAUUCCUAACUCAUUCCAGCUUUAUACUAUAAAUUCAAAAUAUGCUGCUUUGUUCAACUGCAUCGGUAGUCGUAAAUACUUGUAGGUAUAUGAUCAAGGAUCAUUUUUAUGCGUAAAAAAUAUCGACUAUUCUCUGAAAUUAA
This is a messenger RNA of Diprion similis, 1347 nucleotides long. RefSeq names its product serine-rich adhesin for platelets. The record is from RefSeq and is a predicted model, not a curated record. The coding region runs from base 247 to 1065 and encodes 272 amino acids. Lineage: Eukaryota; Metazoa; Arthropoda; Insecta; Hymenoptera; Diprionidae. The transcript has 5 exons.